GUGUCUACUGCCCUAGCUGCUGUCGUAGGCUAGGACGGCUGCUAGUGCGGCUGCUGUUGGUUCGCGGCGGCGGCGGCGGCGGAGGAGGAGGAAGAGGCGAGGCGACAGGAGAAGAAGGAGGCAGGCGCGGCGGCGGCGGCUUCGCCCGGGGCCGGCGGCGGCGAGGGGGGGGGGAAGAUGGCGGACGUGCUCAGCGUCCUGCGACAGUACAACAUCCAGAAGAAGGAGAUUGUCGUGAAGGGAGACGAAGUGAUCUUCGGCGAGUUCUCCUGGCCCAAGAAUGUGAAGACCAACUAUGUAGUUUGGGGGACUGGAAAAGAAGGCCAACCUAGAGAGUACUACACAUUGGAUUCUAUCUUGUUUCUACUUAAUAAUGUGCACCUUUCUCAUCCUGUUUAUGUCCGACGGGCAGCUACUGAAAAUAUUCCUGUGGUUAGAAGACCUGACCGAAAAGAUCUACUUGGAUAUCUCAAUGGUGAAGCAUCAACAUCGGCAAGCAUAGACAGAAGUGCCCCUCUAGAAAUAGGUCUUCAGCGAUCUACCCAGGUGAAACGAGCUGCAGAUGAAGUUUUAGCAGAAGCAAAGAAACCACGCAUUGAGGAUGAAGAAUGUGUGCGCCUGGAUAAAGAGAGAUUGGCUGCUCGUUUGGAGGGUCACAAAGAAGGGAUUGUACAGACUGAACAGAUUAGGUCUCUGUCUGAAGCUAUGUCAGUGGAAAAAAUUGCUGCGAUCAAAGCCAAAAUUAUGGCUAAGAAAAGAUCUACUAUCAAGACUGACUUAGAUGAUGACAUAACUGCCCUUAAACAGAGAAGUUUUGUGGAUGCUGAGGUAGAUGUGACACGAGAUAUUGUCAGCAGAGAGAGAGUGUGGAGGACACGAACAACUAUCUUACAGAGCACAGGAAAGAAUUUUUCCAAGAAUAUUUUUGCAAUUCUUCAGUCUGUAAAAGCUAGAGAAGAAGGACGUGCACCUGAACAGCGGCCAGCCCCAAAUGCAGCACCUGUGGAUCCCACAUUGCGUACCAAACAGCCUAUCCCAGCUGCCUACAACAGAUAUGACCAGGAAAGAUUCAAAGGAAAAGAAGAAACGGAGGGCUUCAAAAUCGACACUAUGGGCACCUACCACGGUAUGACACUGAAAUCUGUAACGGAAGGUGCAUCGGCCCGUAAGACUCAGACUCCUGCAGCACAACCGGUACCAAGACCAGUUUCUCAAGCAAGACCUCCCCCAAAUCAGAAGAAAGGAUCUCGAACACCCAUUAUUAUAAUUCCUGCAGCUACCACCUCUUUAAUAACCAUGCUUAAUGCAAAGGACCUUCUACAGGACCUGAAAUUUGUCCCAUCAGAUGAAAAGAAGAAACAAGGCUGCCAACGAGAAAAUGAAACUUUAAUACAGAGAAGAAAAGAUCAGAUGCAACCAGGGGGCACUGCAAUUAGUGUCACAGUUCCAUAUAGAGUAGUAGACCAGCCCCUUAAACUUAUGCCUCAAGACUGGGAUCGAGUCGUAGCAGUUUUUGUGCAAGGUCCUGCAUGGCAGUUCAAAGGUUGGCCAUGGCUUUUGCCUGAUGGAUCACCAGUUGACAUAUUUGCUAAAAUUAAAGCCUUCCAUCUCAAAUAUGAUGAAGUUCGUCUAGAUCCAAACGUUCAGAAAUGGGAUGUAACAGUAUUAGAACUCAGCUAUCACAAACGUCAUUUGGAUAGACCAGUUUUCUUACGGUUCUGGGAAACAUUGGAUAGGUACAUGGUAAAGCAUAAAUCCCACUUGAGAUUCUGAAUUUUACUUGGUUUCCCCUUUUUCUGGAGAUCUGGAUUAAGAAGCAUGGAUAUACCUUGACCUAAAGACUGAGACUCAAGCUUUAUGAAUUUAUCAAGAACUUACAAAUGAAGAAGGUCACAGAUCGAUCUUUUAUAAGACCUUAUUUGAUGCUUUAUGCUUCAAAGGGAUGAUGCUUGUCAUCCAUAUAAGCAAACUUUUUGGCUUACAACUAUUUUUUUAAUAUUAGCCUUCUAGUCUGUAAUGGAAAUUGUAUAUUUUGAUAGAAGUUUUUUCUCCGUUGGUUAAAUUAGCAUUACUUAAAAUUUGUUUCUUUAGAAAAUAAAUACAGGUUAUAAAUGUGUGUAUAUUUAUAGGUUAUAAGGCUCUCUAGGCCAUCUUGCUUCUGAUUUUUCAUUGCUCUAUAAUUCCUUUUAUUGAAAAUACUAUGUUAUGAAUGGUAUUAAAUUUUAGUCUCUGGAACUUCCAAAACUAGCAAAGGGAUGUGACUAUUUUGAAUUAAUCAGAAUGUCAACUGUAUGUAUACUAUACCUAUACUUAUUCUUUAUUUAAAAAAGAAUAAUGAAAAAUCAAGAACAAUUCUUCAGCUUUGGUUGAACUGUUCAGCCUUUUCAAGACUUCUUUACUUAAAAUGAAUACAUUUAAUGAAUGUACAUUCUUCUCACUGACUUUGGUGAUUUUAAAACUUAGAAUGAUAUAUUUCUAUCUGUGCUAUCUUUCCACUUGAGAAAUCUCAAAACACAGAUUAAAAACCUGAUAGGCUAUAGUACAUUUUAUUUUGGGAGCCAGAGUAUGUUUGGGGGAAGGAAAUGUAUUAUUCCUACUGCAGUGUAACUUUAACUUUCUUUUCUCAUAAGUUCACCUUUGAUUCUUACUUUAUAUGUAUGGCAUAGGAUUUUGAGUCUUCUGUUUCUAGGCAUGUUGAUCUUGGAGUUCUUAUCUUCCAUUAUCCCUAAAUAUUGAUAAACUCCCCCAGACACCAAAGAACACAUUUGCUUAAUUAAGUGUCUGAACAGAAACAAGAUAAAAACACUGGUAUUUUUAUGUGCGUGUUCAAUAUCGUAUAAAAUAUAAAACCUAUAUUUUAACUUAGUAAAAUAUUUUACUACUUCUGUACUUUAGAGCGUUGCAUCCAAGGUACAAAUGAAUGAGCAUUUUCCUUGAAUCUUGAUUUCACCUUUUAUUACUUAAAAGCAACUUGGAACCUCUACUCCGUUAGAGAGUUUUUGCCACUAGAAUCAUUGCUAAUCAUUCAUCUUGUGUCAUUUUUUUCUCCAUUUUCCCCCCCAGUGAUCUCUUUAGAUCAACUUUUUUUUUUGAUAAACGUUUAGCUCCUUCUUAUGUUAUGCUGACAUUACCUAGCCUCAUUUUGAAAUUUAAUGCUAUCAUAAAAAUGAGAAGCACUUAUUAUUUAUUUUUAAAGUAACCACAAAAGUCCAUACCAAUAGUGAAUAGAAAAAGUAUUUAUUCAUAUGGAAUUCACUAGGUUCUUAAGAAAAGCAGUCAGCAUUUUAAAUUAUUAGAGUUUAGGAUAUUUAUAAGGUUUGAACAGAUUCUACCCCCUUUCUUCCUUUCUUUGCAUCCUCUCUUCAUGAAAACAAAAGAGAACGCAAAUUUGUUCACCUUAGAAUUUCUCAGCAUAUAAACUGUUUUCAAAAUAAAUUAUGUAUUGUAUAAACUUUCUCCAUGAUGAAAUCGUCGAGGACUAGAAUCUGUGACAUUUUAAUGUAAGGUUACUUGUUAAGACUACUACAAGUGGACAAGAACUACCUUUUAUGAAGAUUUUUAGUAUUUAUACUUAUGUCAUAUAUGAAAUUUACUUGAUACAGAGUGUGGUUAAAAUUGGGAACAUCUACUUUAAACAGGGUUUAUUUUUCUAUCUUGAAUUUGCCUUAUGUAUAUUCAAAGGCUUCUGGAAAUACUGUAAAGGAACAUUAGGAAAAGUACAAAUAUGCUAUACUGUGUAUUUUAAAAUCAGACCCUUAGUAUGUGCUUAUUUUCUUUUUCCUAUUUCAGUAGUUCAGUCCCUUAUUUAGGUCCAGGUAAUUAAUAGCCCUUAAUUUCAAAAACAAUUUUUUUCAGCCAAUCAUUAUCUCAUGACUCCCAGGUCCUAUGGCAGCACCUAUCACUGUGCCUUGCACAUAGUAGGCAUUCAGUAAAUUAUUUAUAUGCAUGAAUUGAUCUUUUCAGUGUGACUGAUUUAUUACAAAAAGUACUUUGACUAGGUCUUGGAGUUUGAAAAUACAGAAUUACAGGGAAUGAAGAGGUAUGCACAGAUAUUUUAAUGGAAAUGAGGUAUACAUUAAUAAACUUGACUUACUUGUAAGUUACUGUUAACUGGAGACACCCUUGUCUUGUCCCACUGGUAAAAGAAAAUUCCAUUUCUUCAUUCAUAAGACCCUCUUCUGAGUCAGGUAACAUUAAGAAGCUUGUAGGUUUCAGUCAGUCACUCUCAACCCUUACUGCACGUUAGAAUCAUAUGGGGGACCAUUUAAAUAUACUAUUGACUGAUUGCUGAUUUUUAUUUAAUUUGGGCUGAGACCUGAUCAUCAGUAUUUUUCAAAAGUUUUCUAGGUAAUUUCAUGUUCAGAAAGGAUUGAGAAUCACUGAUUUAAUUUGUUAUUGAAAACAAUGCCAGUAUUAGAUGUUGUGUUCCCUCCUCCUUACCUCCCUUCCUCCUCUUCUCUCCUCUUCUUUCUUCUUCCUUCUUCCUUUCUUUUCUCUUUUUUUUUCUUUCCUGCUUUUUUUUUUCUUUUGGUGACCACCCUUUACCCUAGACCAUCCCCCUUAUUGAUGCUAUUGGCUUAUAGUUCCACAUGACAAAUUCAAGUCUUAUUUAUUUAAUAUAGGAGUAUUUUGCUGUUUAAUAUUUAAACAAUGUUUUUAAUAUAUUUCAUUAUAAACUAGUAUAAUAGUUUAUGAUUUGUUUCCCAUGUGUCCAUAUCUUUUACUAACUUUUUUUUUAACAGCAGCAUGACAACAAUCCAUACAGAAAUAACUAGUUCAUAAUGAGGAAAAUUUCAUAAUUAAUUUUUAAGGUAGAAGAAAGUAAAGUAUUAAUUUCUUAUCUGCCAUGCAGAAUUAGAGUUUGUUUAUGAAAGGAAAGAGGCAUACUUUUUAAUUGGUCUGCCAGAAAAGUAAAAGUAAAUUAUUCAUUUAAUUAAAAUUCAUUAUCAAACAUUGAAGGAAAUAUUUUUCCUGAAUAAAAAUUUGUGUGACUCCUAACAAAGUUAAAGCGAUACAUUCUUUUUUGGAGGGUGGGGAAGGGUUCUUUAGUUGCCAUAUUUCUUACUAUAUAACAGUUCCAUUGUAUUGGUAUUAACAAUAGAAAUGAUGAUAGGAUAUACAUAUGUGGCCAGAAAUAGUGCCAGUUUGUCAGAUAAUGAUUAUCUGAGUCUUAAUUGUUGAACCAAUUAGUUUAUAAAACUUUUUGAGACCAACAGGGCAUUUUUUUAAAUAUUAUAAAAGCUAAUCAAAAUUAAAACAUGAAAAAUAAAUUUAAUUACAUGAGCCUUAAUAUACUUGACUGAAUUUUUAUUCAUUUGGAUUUGAUAAUCAACUGAUUACCCUAACCAUAGUAAAUUAACUUUAUAAAAGGACAAAUGACUGAAUUUGACUUAAAUUAAGAAUUGGAUUAGGAAUUUUGAGAUGCCAUGUCCUGUAUCUUCUGGCCUGUCCAUUGCCACAUUUGGCUGUUUUGUGGUGCCAGCAUGGUUUCUAUAUUAAUAUGUUGGAAUAAUUAAGAAAAAAUUGAAAAUGUAUAAUAGGUGUAUAAAGAAUUAUAUUUAGUAAAUGCAUAAUAGGCAAUAAUACUUUCAAGUCAGCGAUCUGUUUGGGCUUAUAUGUAUUAUUUUAGGUAGUGUUUAUUAGAGUAUCUUGGGAGUUAUAAAUGUAUGGCAUUUAAAUACAUAAAGCUAAUGAAAUUUUAUUGCCAAAAUUCAAAAAGUGGGGUGAUACUAUAUCAAAUUUAAGUAAAUGAUGUAUCUGAGAAUUUUGUUUGCUACUGAAUUCCCUUUCUAUCCAGUUUAAGUUUACUCAAAGUUACUUAACUUCUAAGAUUGAUUAUAGUGCUUUAUAUAUAAUGUAGUUCACUUACAUGGUGUAGGCACUAUAAAUGAUCGUUUAGCCACCAGUUUUUAUUAUUUCUCAAGCAGAGUGGUUCUUGAAUGGAACUUAAAUUUGGGCCAUGUGACCUGAUAAAAUGUUCUAGUCAUUCUUACUCCAUUUCAGUGGAUUUUUAAAUUUCAAGUUUAAUUGUAAAUAAAUAUUUUGUAGUACUUCAAUAGUUUUGGGGACAUUCCCACCCCCACUUCUACCCUGCUCUUCAUCCCUCCAACCAAAAAAUCGCAUUCAACCAAGAUUACAGAGACUGUAUUAUGGAGUAGGAUGUGGAUGAUGACUGUCUUUCCAUAAAAGGAUUUAUGAGAUUUUUUUAGGCAUAGUAUUUCUGUUUUGAAAACAGAUGCGAGUUUUCACUUUGAAAACUAAUGAGUUAAGUACAUUUACAGUCUUCUGUUAAUGAGUUAAAUAAUGUAGAGAAUCACAGUUCUUCCUAAAAGUAACAAGCCACACGCUCUACUGAACUUAGUUUGCUUAUGGUUCAAUUUACUGUAUCCUUAUUGUUGUAAUAGAAUUAAGAAUGUAUCUGGUAAAUUACAUCAUCUUUACAGUUGGAGUACCCUGAUUUUAACAUUUUACAGUUUGAAAACAAACUGUAUUCCGCAUAUGAUCAAAUCAUUAACAGCAUCAUCUUAUUGGUUGUGCCAGUGAUAAUGUGUGACUUUUUUGCAACGAAAUUUCUUUAAUGAAAAGCUUAAUGGGCCCUGUUCAAACUUAAUUUCUAUUCAGUUCAUAAGUGCCCACUAAAUAUGUAUUUUAUCCUGCUCUUCUGUUCAUUUGAUCAUCUGCUCUUAGGCAGAUGAGCAUUCACAUAAUUAAAAUAGAUACAGCAUGAGUUGUAAAUGCUGUUGGAUUUUUUUUUAAGGCUCAAAGGUGCUAGUAUAUAACAGCACAUUGCCAAAUAAGCUUCCCCCCCCCUCUCAUUUUCUAAAACACUUUCCAUUUUUAUUUAAUUGUGUAAUGAUCAGGUGUUUAUGGUGGCUUGGAAGACUUCCUCUUAAUUUUCUUCAAUGAUCAUAAAAAACAUAAAAAGUAGUUCUAGAGAAGGCUGUGCUGUUGAGUCUGUCAUAAUUAUUUGUAGCUACUUUGUCACAGAAUUAUAGUUUAUAAUUAAUUCAUCCAGAGAAUGUUGAUUUAUAUUACAUGACUAAUGUAAGUAGGACUCAGGCUAUGUAAGAAAGAAGAAAUCAUAGAUUCGGUUAAUCACACUUGAAUAUUUUUUUUUUUGGACUGUACUUCAUUUACCAAAAAUUUCAAAUGGAAACACAUUGGGUUAUACAACAUUCACUGUGAUAAAAUGUGGUAAUUUAUACUCACAGAAGAACUGCAUUCAUGGAGUUUACCAUGUUAAAAAUGUAAAUAUGGUAAUGGCAUCAAUUUCUCUUUUUAAAAUUGUUAAUAUAAAUAUUUUUUCUUUAAAACGGAAUAGUUUGAAAUUUUAUCAGGUUGGUGUGUGUAAUGGUUGGGGAAGAUCAAAUGAGCUUGCUCAUGGCUUAUUCAAUUAUUUUAGCUCAAUUGGGCAUCACUAAUGUUUAUGGCCAUUUUGACUGUAAAACAGUUUUAAAGUAUUUGUAUUCUUAGUUACGUGGUUUUAUUUCAUAAUACACCAUUGAGUACAAAAAGGAAGUGUAAGGGUUACUGAUGAAAUAAACUGGGAGGCAUUAAUGUAGUUGAUGUAGGAAUUUGAGGAGAAAGAAGAAAUUAAAUGCGAAUUCCAACUCAAUGGGAAAAAAUGGUAGUAGGAUUUGGGCAGUGAUGUAUCUUUGUUUAGACAUAAAUUUAAGUGAAAUUAGGCAAAUCUGUGGUGUGAUUUUUCUCCAGCAGUGUUUAGUGGCUUGAUGGCAGGUGUAGAGAAAGCAAAUUGAUUUUCAACUUUUGAUGGAAGUAGAAGCAGGCCAGGGAGGUGAAGGUAUUCACAAGUGAUGAUUAUAGUACCAGAACAUGGAAUCUAAACUCUUCAAGGAAUAAAUGAGACAAAGGAGGUGGUGGGUUGUAUGAAAUUGGGGCUGACCCAUGAACCGAAAACUUCAGUGAUGAAAUGAAGCUAAAAGUAAGUCUGAAAGAGAAGAGAGGAUGGGGUAUUUGAAAUCAAGAUUUCAGAGGUGAUAUGAUAUGGAUGAGGAAGAGUCAAGACCUUGGAAGUGACUGAGAUAGGAGAAGAGUUCUUUGGAGUCAAAGAUCUGAGACCACGUUUACUCAUGUGAGUGUUAAAAUAACAACGACAAGUAUAGGGGUGGCCAGGAGGAUAGCCACAGGCUGGUGACUCAGGUCGAUGGCAACAAGAAAAUUGUAACUGGAUAGCAUGAGCUUUAAAGGAUCCAUGCUCAAAAUCAUUGGCAUUGUGUCAAGAGAUCAGUGAUCAGUACAUUUAGGUAUUUUAGGAUUUUUUAAAAGGUAUAGAUCAUUUCACUGCCCCCUCUUUUUUUUUUUUUAAAUUAUGUGCUUGUUCCAUUAGCACAGAUCAUGAGGGCUUUUAUUGUAACUAAGUGUAAAUCCUCUCUGACAGCCUUUCUACCUUCUCUGAGUCUUGUUUUCCCCAAUUUGCUCCCACAUUAGGCUAGUUCUUGUACUCUUUGCCUCUUCUGUAGCACAGUGAUAACUGGGAGUGGAUAGAAUUCUUUGUUGGAAGACCUGAACACCCCUCUGUUGUGAGGUUUCAUAAUAUGCCCAAACUGAGAUCACUCCUAGUUUUAUGUACAUCUCAUUUCUGAGGGAGAACAUCAUGAAUGGUUCCCAGAGUGGCUACAGGGUGCUAGAAAAAAGGAAUACCUGGAAGUACUGGUAGUUGGAAAGGGUUUGUCACUGACAUUUCUAUGGGCAUCUUCUUAUUUCCUCAGUUUGUUUUGUUCUAGAUUUUGGAUGAGAAUUCUUGGAAUGUCAGCUUUCUUUUCCAACAAUGAGGUGGGUUAGAUGUUAUUUUGAGUCUAAUUUAAAUCUUACCUGAAUCUAAUUCUUUCUUUGGUUUCCUUGUUAACAUGAGGUGGUGUGUGUCUUUUCUUGUUUGGUGGCUGAUGGCUUACUGUUUUUCCUUUUUUGUCACUCCCCUAACAAUUCUUUAGUUGUUAAGCGUGAUGGAGCUAUGAUCAUACUUACUUCAUUGUCUUCACCCAGAAGUGACCUUACCUAUUCUUGAGGAAACAAGCCAUGGAAUUCUCGGUACUAUAUCUCAAAAACAUGUGCAUAUAAUAAGCAUCCUUUCUUUCCUCCUAUUACAAAUGUCUGUCACCCAUCACGGACUUGUCUAUCCAUACGUGUUCUCCUACAACCUCCUCCACUGUCAUUAGUUUUGCCCUAUUACUGUUUCCUCUCUAGUUUGUGUCUUCAUCGUGUCACCACCCUGUACUUAUCCCUUCCACCCAUAUUUAAACUGGGUUGCACCUUUCAUCUUAAACAGGGUUCUAGGGAGGUGGCUUGAAUAUGAGCACCUCUCAAAGAUUCAUGGAGUUAGAGGAAAAGAGUGCAGUCCACAUGUGUGGUACUGCGAAGACUAGCUUCAGAGUACCUGCGGGGCUACUGCAUGGUGGGCUCUCAGUUCCUGUUUGUAUGUGUCCUGGCAGCUUGCUGGUUAGCACAUCCUCAGCCCACAAAAGCAGUGGUAACUGGCUUGCUUGUAUUGCUCAUGGGUUUAUUGCCACUCAGACUGUAGGAGUUUGACUUGUGCUAAAUGGUGAAUGAGUAGACAAGUGAAAAUAGUCUCGAGAAGUCUAAAAAUAAAUAAAUAAUAGAGAAAAUUCAGAAGUGGUUGGUGGUGAAAAAGAAUUGCUAGUGGAGAUAGAUGACAACUUUAACUUUGAAAAAGCACAUGAGGAAAGUCACAGUGUAAAGUAAACUUUCUAUAAAUUAAAAGCCCAACACAUUAAAAUGUAGUAAAAGAGGGAAAUGGCCAUUUUUGAGGACCAAAUUAACGGCCUAGAAUUUGUGCAGUAGUAGUUCUCCCUAGAAAAGCAAAACCCAAAGACCUGGAGGUUGUAGUAAAAAUGAAAACACCUUAAAGAGAAGUUUAGGAUAUUUAAUGUGAACAAGUGAAGAACCAUAAGGAAGAAAAAAGGAAACAGACUUAUGAAAACAAUUCGUAAAUACUAGAGGAGAAUUUCACUGGUUUGAAAGGGUUCUUGCUCUAUAGGUUCCAUGUAACAUCAGGGGGAAUAAAAGACACCUAGGCAGACAUUUCAUUCAAAUAUUUAUUGUCUACUUCAUGGCAGUGGUAAGCACUGUUUUAGUUGCGGGGAUUCAGGGUGAACAAAAGCAUUUCAUGCCCUCGUUCAGUAGGAAGAGGUAGACAAUAAGAAAACAACUAAAUGUAUCAGAUGUGAAUAAGUGAUACAGAAAAAAAUAGAGUGACUAACAGUGUUGGGAUAAGGUAGAGGCAAUACUUAACUAUUUUAUACGGGUGGUCAGAGAACGUUAAGGUGACAUUUGAGCAGCAAUUUGGAGGAAGUGAGGGAACCGACCUCAUAAAUAUCCAGGGAGAAAGUACUGUAGGGAGCGAACAGGAAGUUUAAAAAUCCUAAGUAUCAUAGCUGCGACUCAAAGACUGGCAGGGAGGCCCCUUGGGUAGAGCUAAGGCAGCAAGAACAGUAAGAGGUGAGUGCGGAGUGGCAGCAGGGAACAAGAUUAUGUGGGGCUUUGUAGACUAUUGUAAAGCCCUUGGCUUUUAUUCAUUGGUACAUAUGGGAAGCCACUGGAGAGUUUUGGGGCAGAGGAGUGACCUCAUGUGACUAGUUUCAAGAGUCACAAUGCUGUUGGAAAAUAAGACUGAGGAGUAAAGGCAGAAGCUGGGAGACCAGCUUAUUAGAUAUUUCAGUAAUUAGGUAAAAUCAUGUGGUUAUUGGUGGAGGAAUGACAACUAGUCAGGUUCUGGAAAUAUUUUGAAAGUAGAUGGAUUGGGUGUGGUGUAAUAAUAGAAUCAGCAAUCAGGUUUGUUUUUUGUUUUUGGCUUUUGCCUAAAUAACUGGAAAGAUGGGGUUUCUGCUUACUAUUUUAGGAAAGAAUUGUAUAAGGGUCAGAUUUGGGGAUGGUAGCAGCUUAGGGAAUCAGGAGUUUUGGGCAAUGUUGAGUUUUAGAUGCUUAGUAGACAUGCAGGAGGAGAUACUCAAAUUCUUUAAUUUCAGGAUAAAGAGAGGGAUUUAUAAAGGAAAAAACAAACCUCCAAGAUUUAGAGAAUGACUACAACUAAGUCUGUUUCCCAGGUGAGACCAUUUAUCUUGAAGCUAUGCAAGGAUCCAAAGAGUUUAUCUCCCAGGUAACCUCAGUUGAGGAAAAUGCACAUUACAACUUUCAAGAACUUCAAACAAAUGACAAAUUAAAGACCUGUGUUCUGUGGUAGAGUGACUGGAAAUUUGUACUGUUCAGUGAUAAAUAAGUAUUCUUCAAGAGGGAAAGACAUACUACCUGGAAAAUCUCACAUCAUUAAUUUAAGUACUAAGCUAUCUCAGCAAAACCGGAAGUGAGGCCUGAGCAGGGAGUAAAGAGGGAAAGCACUCUAAAUUUCUCAUUCCUGAUGAGAAAAAUGAUUUUAUAGAAGAUGAACAACACUUGUUCUUACAACUAAUCAGAAGUUCUAUAUUUUUGACAACUUUUUUUUUUUAAGAUAGUAUUUAUUUAUUUGACAGGAGAGUGAGCACAAGCAGGGGGAGUGGCAGAGGGAGAAGGAGAAGCAGGCUUCCCGCUAAGCAAGGACCCUGAAGCUGGGCUUGAUCCCAGGACCCUGGGACCAUGACCCGUGCUGAAGGCAGACGCCCAAUGGACUGAGCCACCUAGGUGCCCCAACAAAUAACUUUCUAAAACUCACUAAAGCACUUUGGAAUAUUUAGAAAAAACAAAAUAUUGUAUUAAGAUUUUGGAAAUUUUUAAAUAGGUCAGGAAAUUAUUUCCAAGUUGUUAAAUUGUGAAGAUAUGGACAUUUUGAUAGGUAUUAUACUUAUGUUUUCAGCUGCAAAAGCACAAAAUAAUAAAAUUUUUUCAAUAAUCAUUUUUAAAAUGUUCUUUCCAUAGCACGAUUUUUUCCCGGCAAUAAUUACUUUCUUGUUCAUUCAAAGACUUCUGAUCAUCUGACUUCAUAGUAAUUUCUAACCUUGUUACUUGACAAAGAGCUAAUUUAGGUUUAAGAGAAAGGUCAACUCUGUCAUUUUCUUGUUCCCACUUGCUUUCAUUAUUACUGUUAUCUUUAAGGUGUUUUGUUUUUCUGAGAUCUCUCUAUGCCGCUUUUCCAUUUUGUAAAGUAUAAAGUGUUGUCUGUCACCCUAUGCUGGAUGAGGGAAUGAGAAUUUCACUGUCAGGUCUUUUUCUUCCCUCAGUUCACCUUGUACUGUAUACAGAUCAAGUGAAGGCAUCUGUGUCAAUUCAUAUAUAAACUAUUAAUAAAGCUUAAUUUAACUGCAAA
Molecule: messenger RNA, 12274 nt
Organism: Ailuropoda melanoleuca (giant panda)
Lineage: Eukaryota; Metazoa; Chordata; Mammalia; Carnivora; Ursidae
Gene: CDC73
Product: cell division cycle 73
Exons: 17
Coding region: 178-1773 (531 amino acids)
Biological process (GO): transcription elongation by RNA polymerase II; positive regulation of transcription elongation by RNA polymerase II
Cellular component (GO): Cdc73/Paf1 complex
Molecular function (GO): RNA polymerase II complex binding
Source: RefSeq, a predicted model, not a curated record